Kuraishia capsulata CBS 1993 is the source of this 1539-nucleotide messenger RNA. RefSeq lists its product as uncharacterized. Gene Ontology annotation, biological process: GPI anchor biosynthetic process. Gene Ontology annotation, molecular function: hydrolase activity. Bases 1 to 1539 code for a protein of 512 amino acids. Gene Ontology annotation, cellular component: endoplasmic reticulum. NCBI's taxonomy places the organism in Eukaryota, Fungi, Ascomycota, Pichiomycetes, Pichiales, Pichiaceae. The transcript has a single exon. The record is from RefSeq and is a predicted model, not a curated record.
AUGAGUAUAUCGGUAAGCGCGUUUGCGCCCCGGGCCGUAUCCAAGUACAGACCCUUGUUACCGUUGCUCAUGGUGUGGGGUCUGUUGUUCUACACUCACAUCUACAGGAUACCGAGGAUGUAUGCGGCAAGUUGUGCUUGGGACAAACAUGACGUGGUUAUUCCGGCAGAUGAGGGGAUAGAGGAGUUUCGCGUGAUGAUAGUGGCUGAUCCACAGUUGAUCGAUAACCAUACGUAUCCUGGGCGCAACGCGGCAGCGAUGGCGUUGUCGCGACACACAGUGGACUCCUACCUGUACCGAAAUUUCAGGUCAUUAUCAGAAGUAUUGAAGCCAGAUUCUGUGAUAUUUUUGGGUGAUUUACUGGACAACGGACGGUCUGCUGGCGACGAGUAUUACACAACCCAGGUCGACCGAUUCUACAAGAUCUUUCAAAAUUACGCACCGGAUCACAUCAAGGAGCUUAUUUUCAGUGUUCCCGGCAAUCACGACAUUGGAUGGGCUGACGGGGUCAACCUAGCGAGCUUGGAACGGUUUCAGGCGAAUUUCGGAGAGACCAACGCGGUGCUGAGUCACAAUGGGCACGAUAUAGUGAUGCUGGAUACGAUAUCCCUAUCGAACAAGAAAGUGCCACAAAUUUACGAUGCACCCCGUCAGUUUCUGGACAAGUUCGCUAAAGUUAAAAAGGAUCGGCCACGUAUAUUACUGACUCACGUGCCACUUUUCAGAGAUCCCAAGGCGCAGUGUGGGCCGAUGCGUGAGUCGGCCUCUUUUCCCAUUGCAAAAGGGUACCAAUACCAGACCGUUCUGGACAAGGACCUCUCUGACGAGAUCCUGGCAAAGGUCAAGCCUGAUUUGAUUUUGAGCGGAGACGAUCACGACUAUUGUGAGUUAUACCACCCUUAUAAAGACCAAGGUGUGAACGCUGCUGCUAAGGAGAUCACCGUGAAAUCGAUCUCCAUGGCAAUGGGAAUCAAUAGACCUGCUGUUGAACUGAUAACAUUGUACAACAAGCCGGUUUUGAAAGAAGAGAGACUAUCGCCGUUGAUGGACGAGGAACAAGGUCCUCGUGAAAGCGAUGAUACUACGCGAAAGGUGAAGGUGUUAUACAACCAGUACGUGUGCUACCUGCCAAUGCCAUACCAUGAGACCAUUUUCUAUGGAAUGUUCGCCGGCUUAAAUGUUUUGGCGCUAUUCUUUUGGUCGCUGUUCAAGCUAAGACGGUCUUUGAAACCGGCAAAGACAGAAGAGGAGAAGGGCAUUCAGCGCAGGACGGUGAUCUCGAAUAAGCUUUCGCACUAUCUUUCUGCGGUCGAAGAAGAAGAAAAGCGCACAAUUGAUGAUUCCGUUCCACCUCCCCCGGUUAGGCAAGCCUCAUGGAUAGCCGACCCGGCCGAGUUUUUUGGCGUGAAAUCGCUGGUGAAUGACACCAGCAGACAUCAGUUGUAUAAGAGGAUGAAUCUGAAGCUUGUCUGUGACCAAUGCUUUGUGCUAGCGGUCGCUGUCUUGGGGAUGUAUGGAGUCGCUGUUUGGUUUUCAUGA